AUGCACUAUCUUUCCUGGCCAAUGUUUGGUCCCUAUUCUUUUAUAAAUAUAGCAGGUGGAAGAGAAGAGAAGGAUGAUGUUGGGCGUAGUUGGAGAAACAUGGUUGAGGUUGCUGUUGUUAUGAAAAUACUGCUGAAAUUAAACAAAGCUUGGGGUGGUUCGGAACAGAAACUCAGCGUUGGUGUUAUAUCUCCUUACGCUGCCCAAGUAGUUGCAAUUCGAGAGAAACUUGGACGGAAGUAUGAUAACCUUGAUGGGUUUGCAGUGAAGGUUAAAUCAGUUGAUGGGUUCCAGGGUGGGGAAGAGGACAUAAUAAUAAUAUCAACGGUAAGAUGUAAUGGAUCAAUUGGGUUCAUAUCAAAUCGUCAGAGAACUAAUGCUGCUCUUACAAGGGCUAGGUACUGUCUAUGGAUUUUAGGAAAUGAAAGAACCCUUUGUAAUAGAAAAUCUGUUUGGGAAGAUUUAGUCCUUGAUGCUAAGAAUCGUCAGUGUUUCUUUAAUGCUAAUGAAGAUCAGGAUUUGAACAAAUCAAUCUUGGAUGUGAAGAAAAAGUUGGAACAAUUUGACGAUUUGCUCAAUGGGAUUGGUGAUAGGUGGAAGGUUCUUUUCAGUGAUAACUUUCGGAAAUCAUUUCAAAGACUGAAGUCUGUACAAACAAAGAAAUCAGUUAUAACCCUUCUAGUCAAACUUUCCAGUGGCUGGAGACCCGUUUGUGGAGGUUCUUCACAGAUUUUAAAGCAAUUUAAGGUUGAAGGACUUUAUGCCAUUUGUGCAAAUGACAUAGAAAAAGAAUGGAGUGAUUUGGAGAAGGAAUUUAAGUACUAUCAAGUCUUGAAGAUCUGGGAUAUAUUACCUGUAGAGGAUAUUCCAAAAUUAAUCAAACGUCUUGAUAGUUUGUUUGGAAAGUAUACAGAUGACUUUGUUAAUCAUUGCAAAGAGAAACGUCUGGAAGGGAAUUUGGAAGUUCCGAAGAGUUGGUCAAGUUCUUCUGAUAUUGUCAGGAUUAAGAAUCUUGAUAGCAAUGAAAAUGGGAUCGAUUUAAGUGAUUCUACUUCUGAUGGUAGAAGUUAUGUUGAGAAUGUACAAGUUAGUGAGAGUCUGAUGCUAAUGAAAUUCUACUCCUUAUCAUCAGGCGUAGUUGGCCACUUGCUUUCUAAUCAUGAUGGUGUUGAAUUGGAUCUUCCAUUUGAAGUAACUGAACAACAGUCGGACAUAAUCCGUUUUCGUAGAAGUACCUUUAUACUUGGCCGGUCAGGUACCGGGAAAACAACUGUUUUGACUAUGAAGUUAUUUCAAAAAGAAAAACAACACCAUAUGGCAAAAGACUUAUUAUAUGGUGUCAAGAGCGAUAGACCUGUGCAUAGUCAGGAAAACGAAGCCAAGGAGACUAUUGCAGAAGAAGAGGGUACCAUAUUGCGCCAGCUUUUCGUGACAGUCAGUCAUAAACUGUGUUAUGCUGUCAAACAACACGUUUCUCAUUUGAAAAGCGUUGCCUAUGGUGGUAAAUUUUCAAAACGAACCAGUUCAAUUGAUUUUGAUGAUUUUGAUGAAGCAGCUCAUUUCAAGGAUGUCCCAGAUACUUUUGUUGAUGUUCCACCCAAGGCAUACCCUCUUGUCAUUACAUUUCAUGAUUUUCUGAUAAUGCUUGAUGGAAGUGUGGGUAAUUCAUACUUUGAAAGAUUCCCUGAAGUAAUGAAACAUUCUCUUGGCAAGGUUCGUGGUGGAUCAGUUUCCUUACAGACAUUUAUAAGGAAGAAAGAAGUUAAUUAUGAAAGGUUUAAUUCAUCAUACUGGCCCCAUUUCAAUACCCAACUAACUAAGAAUCUUGACUCUUCAAGAGUUUUUACGGAGAUAAUUUCUUAUAUAAAAGGUGACCCACAAGCUCUAGAGGCAGGUGGUGGUAAACUCAGCGGUGAAGACUAUGUUUUACUAUCAAAGAGACGAGUGUUAAGUUUAAAUACACAGGAAAGAGAGAUAAUAUAUGAAGUCUUUCAAAAUUAUGAAAAAAUGAAGGUUAAAAAUGGUGACUUUGAUGUGGCUGAUCUUGUAAUUGAUCUUCAUUGUCGAUUGAGAGAUGAAAGAUAUGAGGGUGAUGAAAUUGAUUUUGUAUAUGUCGAUGAGGUGCAGGAUCUCACAUUGAACCAAAUUGCACUAUUCAAGUAUAUUUGCAAAAAUGUAGAAGAAGGUUUUGUUUUCUCUGGUGACACUGCCCAAACAAUUGCGAGGGGAAUCGAUUUUAGAUUCCAGGGUUUACGAUCUCUGUUCAACAAUAAGUUUCUACUGGAAUCUAAAAGCUGUGGACAUGAUAAAAGAAAAGAGAAAGGGAUAAUCUCAGAUAUUUUCCAUUUGAGCCAAAAUUUCCGUACUCACGAUGGGGUUCUUAAACUUUCACAGAGUAUUAUUGACCUUCUUUAUCGUUUCUUCCAUCAAUCUAUUGAUGUUUUGCAGCCUGAGACUAGUCUUGUAAAUGGUGAAGCUCCAAUCUUGCUUGGGUCAGUGAACAAUCAAAACACAAUCAGUACUAUCUUUGGAAAUAGUGGAAAAGCUGGAAGGAGUUUUGUUGGCUUUGGUGCAGAACAGGUAAUAUUGGUAAGAGAUGAUCAUGUUCGGAACGAAAUUACCAAUUAUGUUGGGAAGCAAGCUCUUGUUCUAACUAUUGCGGAGUGCAAGGGCCUUCAGUUUCAGGAUGUAUUGUUGUACAACUUUUUUGGCUCAUCACCUCUGAAAAAUCGUUGGAGGGUGAUAUAUAAUUAUAUGGAGGAACAAGAUUUACUCAACUCAACUUCUCUCUCUUUCCCAAGUUUCAAUGAGGCUAAACACAAUGUCUUGUGCUCAGAACUGAAGCAACUUUAUGUGGCUGUCACUCGUACGAGGCAGAGGUUGUGGAUCUGUGAGAAUGUAGAGGAAUUCUGCAUACCUAUGUUUGACUAUUGGAAGAAAAAGUGUCUUGUCCAAGUCAAACAGCUAGAUGACUCACUUGCUCAGGAAAUGCAAGUUGCCAGCAGCCCAGAGGAGUGGAGGUUGCGGGGAAUCAAUUUGUAUCGAGAGUAUAACUAUGAAAUGGCAACAAUGUGCUUUGAGAAAGCUGGAGAUACUUAUUGGGAAAGAAGGUCUAAGGCUUCUGCCCUCAGAGCGACUGCUGACAGCACGCGCCAUUCAAAUCCUAAAGCGGCAAAUGAGAUCCUUAGGGAAGCUGCAGAGAUAUUUGAAGCCAUAGGAAUGGCUGAUUCUGCUGCCCAAUGUUUCUCUGAUUUGGGGGAGUAUGAAAGAGCUGGGAGGCUUUAUUUGGAAAAAAGUGGUGAGCCUGAGCUGAAAAGAGCUGGGGAAUGCUUUUCUCUAGCCGGAUGCUAUGAACUUGCAGCUAAUGUGUAUGCUAGGGGCUAUUUUUUCUCAGACUGUUUGAAAGUAUGCACCAAAGGAAAAUUAUUUGACAUGGGUUUUCAGUACAUUCAGUAUUGGAAGCAACAUGCAACUACAGAUUCUGACAUGGUUAGAAUGGGAAAAGAAAUAAACAAAAUUGAACAAGAGUUUCUAGAGAGUUGUGCUCUUCAUCAUUACAAGCUUAAGGAUAGCAGAUCCAUGAUGAAAUUUGUUAAAGAUUUUCAAUCCAUAGAUUUGAUGCGCAAGUUCCUGGAGUCUCAUGGUUGUCUUGAUGAGCUUCUGAUGUUGGAAGAAGAAUUAGGAAACUUCUUGGUGGCUGCAAACAUAGCGAGGCAGAGAGGGAAGAUUCAACAUGAAGCUGAUCUCCUAGGGAAGGCUGGGAAUUUCAUAGAAGCAUCCUCGUUAAUUCUUUCCUAUGUACUAUCCAACUCACUUUGGGAACCUGGAAGCAAAGGUUGGCCGUUAAAGCAGUUUACACAAAAGCAAAAGCUUUUAGCAAAAGCCAGAACAUUUGCAAAGAAUGGGUCUGAAAUUUUUUUUGCGUUUGUUUGUACCGAGGCUGAUAUUUUAUCAAAUGAGCAGAGUAACUUGUCCAUGAUGAAAAACUAUUUGAAUGCAGCUCAGAGACAUAAAAGUGUUGGAGGUGAAAUAAUAUGUGCUCGAAAAAUUCUAGAUGCUCAUCUUCAUUCAAACUCCUCAGAGUAUGUAUGGGAAGAUAAUUUUGUCUUUGAUCUAAAAAAGCAUUCGGAACAGAAAAUCGCUACAAAUCAGAUUUCUUUAGAAACACUGAUUUGCUUUUGGAAUCUUUGGAAAGAUAAGAUUGUGAACAUUAUUGAAUACCUCGGAUGUGCUGAAACCCAAGAUGUUAAUGAAUAUGGAGAUUUUUGCUUGAAUUAUUUUGGAGUGCGGAAGCAGUUUCGUAAUGAUAAUGCCAUCUAUCUUUUGCUCAACUCUGCUGCUGAUUGGGUGAGACAAUUGGAUAAUAGAUUCCUUCGUAAGAACAGGAAGGUGGUUCCUAUCAAUUUCCACCAAUUUGUUUCGGCUGCUCAAAGUUACUGGUGUUCAGAAUUACUUUCUGUUGGUACGAAGGUUUUGGACAAUGUCAGAGCCCUUUAUGAUUUGUCAUUAAAGAAUUCUCUCUCCAUGUUCUGCCAAAGCAUAUCUCUUACUCAUAUCUAUGAGGUUGCAAAGUCUCUUUUGGAAUCCAAAUAUCUUGUCCUCAAGUACCACGAUAAUAAUAAGACAUUGUGGCCAUAUAUCAAACUUUCCACUGAUAUCUUUGGCUACAUAUUUCCUUUGGACUGGCGGAAAUCAUCGGCAGAGAACAUGUUUUCUUUGAGAGGAACUGAGGUUAUGAAGAAUUUACUAAAACAAGUCAUACGUAAAAACAUCGGCUCAAAGGGUAGGUUGACUUACGGGAAAAUUGGAAGAGUUGUAAUGGUAAUUCUUGGAUUGGGUAAGCUUGACAAUGAUUUAUGUAAGGAGAUUUUGGAUAGGUUUGGUGGGAUUGACAAGAAUUCGCCCUGGAAGACCUUCAUUCAAACUCUCUUUGUGAAUAUGGGAUCAAAAUUUCUACAUGCUACCGUACCUAACAAUAGAUGUGAGUCUCCAAGAGUGUUAUCCCUUCUGCUGACGCUCAAUGAAGCUUUAGUAAAUACUUACAGGGCAGACUGGAUGAAUGAAGAGGACUAUAUGUCACCUGGUUGUUUUUUGUAUCUUGUUGAGCGCCUACUGAUUUUGGCAUCAUACUCCCAGGGUUACUUUAUCACUUCAAAGUCUUCUUUUGCUGAAUGGUUUAUCUACAAAGAGGGAGAUACCGGCCCAAUUUCCACUGAAGUCACUGAAGUGAAACCAUUGGUUGAAUGGUUUAUCUAUGAAGUUGUUAUGCCGCUUAUUGAUAAUAAGGAGGAUACAAUGAAAUGGAUCGAAAUGUCGAGCAUAAAUGUGAAAGACCACUAUCCACCGCUGUUGUUGAGAUUGGUUGCCAUAAUAUGUUUGGCUCAUCUGAACUAUGGGAAUUUUUCAGAUUUACUUUUUGAUUUGCUUCAUAGGAGCUAUAUUACAGAGCAACUUCCAUGUGACUUUUAUGAUGUCCUUCAGAGCAACUUCUAUGCGACUUUCCACCUAAAUGUCCUUGCUGAAGCAUUUCAAAAAAUUAACAAUCCUCUUGUAAUUGUGAGUUUGGGAAAAAAUUGUUCACAAUUUCUAUGUCCAGAUGUCAUUUUUGUGGACAUGACGGUAAAGCAUUGCAGGGAGGACAUUUUAAGAGUCUUGUUUCCAAAGACAGUCAAAGCCUUGCCAGCUCAAACUGAAAUUAUUGAAGUGGAAACAACUCAUUCUUGCAGUGAAGUGCUUUCUUCAGGCAGUUAUGAUCAGGUGGGUUGUAAACUUGCACCUUCAAACUUUGUUUUGAACAACAUAAAUGGAAGCAAGCUGCCAAUGGAUUAUAGUUACUUUUGGGAAAUGUUUGAAGCAUUGAAGUCAAUAUUGGAGAAUGGUGGAUAUCCAAAGAGCUUUUUGCCCAAUGCUCAAGUAAUCAAGGUGGAUGUGGACAAAAGUAUUCACCUUGUAAGUACUGUUGUGAACGAAAGCCUUCAGAACACUAUUUACCAUGGUGAUGAAAACCUAUUGCAGGAAGUAGCCUGCAUGCUUGAUGAACUGAAGGUACUUUCUGCUGCAUUGGGUGUGAGUGAUUCGGAACUUGGGACCAAUAUGUCAACAAUUGAAGAAAUUUCCAUGAGGUUGUUGUCAAGAAGGCCAAAGGUGGAACCUAUCUUGAGUCAGCUAUUCUUGCAGCAUGGCACAAACCUUCUGGUAGAGACAUCAGAAACUAGCAGUACAUCAGUUGACCAGGAUGAUGAGGAUAGUGGUAGCAAUGGUAAGACAAAUAGUAGUGUUGAUAAGGGUAAGUCAAAGGCUUUAGAAGCUGAUUUUAUGUCUGGAGCCAACAGUAAAAAUCAGUCAGGAAACAGGAAACAAGGGGGGGAGGGGAAAAAGUCCAGGAAAAAUACGAGUAGUAAAGGAGGAUGGAAGUAAUAAAUAGCUGCACAUGAGCUGAAAGGUGCUAUGAAAUUAUAUGUUUCAGAAAUGUUCUUUUUCAUAUGCACUUGAAAGUGUUGAACUAUAAAGCAUUUUAGAACAGAUCGUUGAAAUUUGAAGCUCAAUAUUUGGU
This is a messenger RNA of Alnus glutinosa, 6553 nucleotides long. RefSeq lists its product as uncharacterized. The transcript is spliced from 11 exons. Lineage: Eukaryota; Viridiplantae; Streptophyta; Magnoliopsida; Fagales; Betulaceae. The record is from RefSeq and is a predicted model, not a curated record. The coding region runs from base 1 to 6417 and encodes 2138 amino acids. Gene Ontology annotation, molecular function: ATP binding.